AAUCCAAAUACUGUACUAUCUAUAAAUACUUCUUUUCCUUCAGAUACUACAGGUGUCACAGCGCCUCCAGAUCCUAAAACUACCAUAACUAUUCCAGGUAACACAUCUUUUGCAGAGGCCCCAUGGAGGAUACUGAGCCUAAUUUACAUAUUACAAAUACAUAAAUCGUUUUCUAUCUACCUUUUUUUGAGGGCAAAGCAGGCCAUUCAUGUAUCUGUGAAUGUUAACAAGUGCAUUCGCUCUAUGUUCUUCAGCACUGCUUCUUUUAACUUCAAGGCAAUGUUGUGAUCUACCAUUACUGAGUUGGUGGCAUAGUGUCAUAAAUUUAUUCCAUUCCAGCUCCACCAAAAAUAUUGAUGCCAGCAGUUGUGCGAGCCUUUGCAGGCGACAAAGUGACAUGUUCAGUGACGGGGAGUGUUCCUAUACAUACAGCGAUACUGAAAAACUCAAUAGUAUUGGUAAACACAACGAGCAUAGCAACUAUUGAGCUCCAUGAGGAAGGAAACUACACCUGUGUUGCCACAAGCAAGUAUGGAACUGAUGAGCAGAUGUUCUCUGUGAUACUUUUAGGUAGGUUUCAAACAGAUGACGAAAACCCUUCACCUAACAUCACUUUAGAUAUGAGACUGCCCUAGAAAGAAAAUAACCUAAAUUACAUUUGGCGUUUCCAAAACUUUCAACUACAGUCAAAAGUAAACGUCUUGGCAAGUGUCGUACCCAUCUCAUGUUCAAAGCCAUAUAACAUUCAAAGCAAAAUAAUUAAAUUAUUUCCAAAACCGCGGUCACUCCAAAAAAUGUAAGCCCCGUGUUUUUUACAGCAAGGUUACAGAACAUUUCUGGUUUUUUUUUUUGUCUGGUAUUUUUAUUAUUCAGCAAAGGCAAGUGUCCAGCACUGAAAGUUUUGAUGUUCUACAACUGCUGCAUUUCUUCCUGGUUGUGUUAUUUUUCCUUGUUUUAUAUCUUUCGAUACCUCGACCGGUAAUAAGAAUAUUCUACAAAAACACAGUUCAAACUUAACUGCUCCAUGUCCAGCAUGGCUGUGGUACAUAACACGGAAAAGUUGCUGAUAGCUAAUGUUUACAUUUCUUUUUUUUCUUCUUCUUCAAGUAUCGUAAGCAGCCUAUUGAACAUAUCUAACGCAUUUAUGUUUUAUUUUCUUUUAAUAUGUAUAUAGAUUGUGGUUCUUUGAAAAAUAACUCACUGCAGAGUCCUGGAUAUCCAAAUGAGUAUCAAAGUAAUCUGGAUUGUAUAUGGCAGGUUACCAUCCCUCACGGCAUGGCUAUGCAGAUUCAUUUCUAUGAUUUUGAGUUGGAGGGCGAUUUAUGUUGGUAUGUAACAAAGCUAAAAGAGCUAUUCUCUCUUUAAUUGUAGACUACUUCGCACAAUUGCGUUUCAGCUCAGCAUUCAUUCAUCAUUACUAGAAUUGUGCCCACUAUACAAUCUGAUCGCAGGUGCUUAAAGAAGCAUAACCUGUGGUGGACCGACACACGGUCCUGACGUCACAACCAGAUUUCCUCGUCCUCAUUCGUUAUCAACGUCUUUUGAGAUAUGGAGUCUCACACACGCUAAGCGACUUACUUUGAGAAUUCUCCGUUUUGAAGUGAUGGCCAAACAGAACAAAAACAAAACAUGCGCAAUCAUGCCUGUUAAUCAGUCUUUACAGAUAAGUUGUAAAAUUUAAGGUUAUUCCAUUAAUGUGAAUACCUUAAGGUUUCUCUAUUUCACAGGUAUGACUAUGUGGAAAUUUCCAACGAGAAUAAUAUAAAUUUUGGAAAAUACUGUGGAACGCAGACUGGAAAAAAUAUUGAAAUAACUGGAGAAUACGCCGUGAUAAAAUUCCAUUCAGACUCAGCAGAUCAGGAGAAAGGAUUUUCCUUGUUCUUCACUGCUGUUUUACCAAGUGCGUGCCAUUGGCAUUUAUCUUUUAUAGCUCAAAUGGCAAAAAUAUCUAUUAUAACUCGUUAAUAUGACUACCUGAACUUUGGAGCGUGCUAACUAAUAAAUGUAAUAAUAAUAAUAAUAAUAAUAAUAAAUAACAAACGAUGCUGGAUAUCCUGCAUGUCAAGGACGUGAGAGUAAUCAAAGAGUUCAGCAGUUCAAAUGUACUCCUUUGUUUAUAAGAUUCUACAGACGCUCUCAUAGGUCGAUAGGUGUUUGGAUGAGUGUGUGUAAAAACAGAUGUAACCUCAUGCCUGCCCUAGCUGAGUUUGAUAUAUCCCCACCUUUUCAUGUUUCUCACUUUGUAUAUCUCCAAAAACAAAUUACUUAGGUACUAUGCUGUUGCACUAUUUUUCCAAUAUACCCCAGGUUUUGGACUCAGCUUAAUGUUCUGCACUAAAGACUCUAACUAAUUUUCACUCAAAGGUCCUCCUGUCAUAUCGAUGCCUGUUGUGGAGCGUGCCUUCGUGAGCGAAGAAAUGACAUGUUCAGCGACAGGAAGUCCUCCUAUACACACAGCAAUAUUAAAGGACUCAACAGUAUUGGUAAAUACUACAAACUUAGCCACGGUUCGCUUCCGUGAAGAAGGGAACUAUUCCUGUGUGGCCACCAGCAAGUAUGGGACUGAUGUGCAGGAGAUAGUAGUGAUACUUCCAGGUGAGCCUGAAGCCAAUAACCACGAUCACUAGUUCAUAUUCAUUUAGGUAAUACAGAAACUAGUAUGGAGCACCAAGUUUUCUUACUUGCACUUUACUGGCGUUUAGUUUACGACAGUGCUUACAGCAACUUUUGCUAAAAUUAAUAGAUAAACCCUAUAUACACCCUUCAUUUUGUCCUAUCUGACUGUUUUGAUAUUUUCUUAAACCUUUCUUACCCCGCCCGCCCCCCCCCCCCCCCGAAACAAUGAUGCAUUUUCGUUAUUUAACCUGCCGCUGGAGAUAAAAUAUUGCUUAAGGGUAUAAUAAAGUGUAUGAAUUUUAUUAGCUCUCAUAGAGUCAAACGACUCUCAAAAGAGGUCAAUUUUUAAAAACAUUUUGUUUCAGCUACUUGAAAAGUGAUUCAAAAUGAAUUCGAUAACUUAAUUUAAUUAAUUACUGUACCUAGAAAAAAACCAACAUCAUACCGCAAACUGAAUGAUAGAGGGAUAAAUAUCAAUAUGAUAUUCAGAAAGAAACAAUAACUUCAAAAUAUAAUAUUUGAAGAAGGAAAAAAUGGUAAAACUUUCCGAGUUUAUGCCGAGAUUAGGGAGCUUCCAAACAAAUUUCAUAUUAUAUAUGACGGAAAAGCAGUUGUUGAUAGCCGAUGUUUUCAUAUCUCUUGGUUAUUUAUAGUUGUCUUUUCCCGGUAUCUACCUUAGUUCGUUUAAGCAUAUUGAGUAGAACUUGAAACGCAUUUUAAGCGAUAACUAUCGUUCCUAUAGGUUGUGGUUCCUUGAGAAACAACUCACUACAGAGUCCUGAAUAUCCAAAUUCGUACCCAAGGAAUAUGGAUUGUUUAUAUCAGGUUAUCAUUCCUCAAAGCAUGACGAUGAAAAUUUAUUUCGAAGAUUUUGCACUAGAGGAAGCGUCCUUAUGCAGGUAUUAAAGGUUUCAACACGUCUAGUACCCUGGUAUAGGGCCAGUUAUUGAAUGCUUAGAGCUCCCCUCCCCCCCUCCCCCCCCCCCCGGUAUCUAUACCUUUAUCAGAGGACCACCUUGCCGUCAACUCCAAAAUUUAAAACAACGGCUAGGAUAAGAAAAACAACCUUCAACGUUCUUCUACAUCUCCCGCCGAAUAUUUUUUAGUCUUCGUCUAUUUCUAUUUUUUCAGCUUCAAAUAAUAUUAACAAUAAGGAUACGACACCAGUGACGGUGAAAACGGCAACGACAGCGGGAACGACAAAGACUACCAAAAACGAAAAUGACGAAGGUAACGGCAUCUGCAAAGAUAAAAAAAACGAUAGCGACAACGAAGACGAAAAUGAAAAUGAUGACGACGACAAAAACAACAGCAAAGAUGUCAACGUUAACGAGAACGAGGACAAUGAUAAUUACAACGUCCAUGACAACAAUAACGAUAUUCACCAUGCUGUCGGUGACUGUAAUGAUGACGAGAAUAAACAUAUCAAUGAUUGUGAUUAUGAUGUUGAUGACAAUGAUGGAGACGAUAACUCGAAGGGUUUAUUUUACAAGGGCUAACAACUAUCAAAUCGGAUUUAAAAAUUUAUUCUUGCAAUGAUUUUAUGAUUACGAAAAAUAUUUUAAAUUAUAUAUAUUAAACUAUAUAAUUGCUGUUAUUAAAAUUCAAAAGGAAAACUGUAAAAACUAUUGGAGAAAGGUACCUUAGGAGCGUCUUUAUUUUGCAGAGAUGACUUUGUAGAAAUUUCCAAUCAGAAUAACUUCACAUUUGGUAAAUACUGUGGAAUACAGACUGGAAGAACAGUUGAAGUAUCUGGAGACUACGUGAUAAUAACAUUCCACUCUGACCUAUAUGGUCAGACAAGAGGAUUUUCCCUACUGUUUACGGCUGUGUUACCUAGUGUGUACACUAAGUGUUUAUCUUUUAAUGUUCUGAUAAAAAAUAUGUAUAUUCCUCAAACCGAUUCCUUGAAACUUUAUCCUAUAGGUGGGUUAUUUUGUUCGCGUGAUUUAUACAUCGAGCUUCAAAAAAAUUAUGCAUGCAAUGGCACAUUAAAUGAUAUUCACGGGUUAUUUAUUACACAAGGAUAUCACAAGUAAAACUUAUUAAUUAUGCUCUCAAAGUUCUCAAUUGACACCAAUUUCAUUGUUUUAAGGUCAGCCCGUGUACAGGUAUUUAUUUCGGGAGGAAGUUUUAAGUAGGAUGAACUGAUAUUAAACAGAGGUAGAUUUAGGUACCGUCAAACUAAAAUACGGAAGGACGAUAACGUUAACCUACGACCCAAAGAGUAUACUUCAUAGUAAGAUGAGCAUUUCAGAUGCAAAUUUUAUCAAAACUUGACGCCCAAAGAAUGCUUUGGCAGGUAAUCACCCAGUCGUUUCAUUUCCCCAUGUGACUUACUCUUGUGUUCAACAGCAUGCUUCAUUGUUACUUGUAAUAUUUCUUCAUUAUGCAUUUCUUGAAGGUCCUCCAAGCAUAUCGAUGCCAGUUCUUGUGCGAGCCUUUCCAGGCAAUGAGGUGAUGUGUUUAGUGACGGGAAGUCCACCUAUACACACAGUGAUUCUAAACGACUCGAUUCUACUUGUGAACACAACAAACACAGCAUCUUUUAAGUUCCUUAAGGAAGGAAACUACUCUUGUUUGGCGACCAACAAGUAUGGAUCUGUCCUUAGAGUCUUCACUGUUCUAGGUAAGUCUCUGACUAAAGGCCGUUGAUCACCUCAAAGACACCAAUGAAGCAAAUAAACCUAAAGGGAAAUUAAAAAACUUAGUUCUUAGAUUGAUCCAUUCUAUCCAAGUAUGUAGGUACGUCCUGGAGUUCUCAAUCAAUUAACUUGAUCCUUCAGUCCUGGUUUGGGGCCAGUUUGCUUCGAAUCACUUAAAGAUUUACUCAUUUCGAUUUUUAGAUAAGAGGGAGAAUGCAAAAUGUCAGUUUUGAUAAAUGACUACUAAAUGAAUAUUUUCUUAAACCAUGAAGUAAGUAGAUUUUAACUUUCCAUUAGGCCGGCUGAAGUAACAAAAUCGCCGGUUGGGAAUUAAAAUUUUUGCAUUUUCGAGGAAGAUAGCUUUUUCAAUAAUUUAAUCUUCUUGUUAUUGUUGCGAUUACCACGUUUCUUUUUCUCGUUUUCACUUUGCUUUUUUAAGAUGUCGUUCUUGCUUUAAAUUUUUAAUAAUUUCUUUUAAGAUUGCAGACCCACCUGUUCUUUCGGAUUAAGAUUUUAUGGCUGGACUCUUUCCUGUACCAACGCAACACCUUCGUAUCUUAUGGACUGCCUUCCGGAGAGAACUGAAAACCUGUAACUUUGUUUUAUGAGAUUUCUUACACAACUGAUCAACAUUGCUUUCCUUACAAUUUUAUAUCUUGGCUAUUCUGUUUCUCCCUUUUUUUUUUUUGGCUUUUUUUGCUGUAGAUGUGUUUUUGAUAGUGGGCGUGCAUCCCUCUAAGAAUCCUAGUUCGUUGUCCAUGUUGGUGCAAUUGGGGCGAAAUAUUACACAAAUCAUCCUAUCUGCCCUAUGGAAAUAUGGAUACCUUUAGAAAAGGAAAAUGAUUACAUGAUUACAUGAUUACAUAUUACGGGUGAUAUAUACUUUUAAUGUUACAAAAUUCUCUUUUAUAACCAAUUCUCUUUGUUUUGUGACUUUAAUUUUCAAUAGGAAUUUAUCUUCAAACGCAAUCAAAUUUCUUCCAGUUGGAUUGUUUGCUGCUGCAGCGAUCGGGCUGAAGGACCUGCAAGUGCAAUUUGACACACCUAAACUCGCCAAAUUUUACUCAGUGAAUUGCUCUCUCUUUAUGCCGCCAUUUAAUCUUAAUAUUGAAUACAAUGAUGGUGUUUGUCACUUAAAUAUCCUGUCAUUUACAAAAACAAGGUGAAGCUACAGUAUAAAUACGAGUCAUAAGAUCUGAAUAGGUUUACGAAAAAUCAAGUAAAAAAAAAUAAAAAUGCAACAAGGAGUAAAAACGGCCAAAAGUGACGAACGAAGCCUUUUAUCUUGCUAACUUAAAUUUUACGUUUACAGAGAUUUGUCUUCAAAUGCGAUCACCUCUCUACCAGAGAAAGUGUUUACCAAGCUAAACAGCCUUCGCAAUCUGUACGUAAUAUGAAAAAUGCCAAUUUUACCUUGUUAAAUAUUCUCUUUAAACAAUUAUUGAGAGGCAAUUUUAAAAGUAGAUAAUAAGAAACAAUAAAUGAAUAUUUUAAGUUAUUCCGUUUUGUUUGAAUAUAUUGGAGACUUUGUUUACUUUUGCCAAUAUUCAUUUUAUUUCGUUUCAUUUCAUUAAACAUUUUUUUACCUUUGGAAUAGUAACAAUGUUAAAACUUUUUCCUGUUUUUCCUGUGUUCUUCUACAAUUUUCCCAUAAAGUUAAGCUACAUUUGUUUUCCUUAGGUAACAAUUCGAUUUUUCCGCAGGUUUUUAUCUUCAAACGCCAUUACCUUUCUCCCUAGAGAAUUGUUUGCCAAUCUGACAAGGUUGAGGCAUCUGUAAGGAAAAGUUGAUAUACCUUAGCUUACUCUACAAAAUGUUCAAUGCAUAAUGUAAUACAGCACCACUUUUGUUCUACGAAAUGUCUGGAUUGAGCGGUAGUGUCAAUUAUUUUAAUAUAUUGUAGUUUAAUUAAACAGUGUCAAGCGAAAGCACUAAGCAUGGCACCUAGAUAUACUUUAGUGUAUGGAUUUGACAACUUUACCAAAAAUACGACCAGAAAGAACAGGGAAUGGAGCAUAAAUGAUAGAAAUAGACAAAAGUACAUUUAAAUCCUACUAAUCUGGAUAUUAUUUUACAGAGAUUUGUCUUCAAAUGCUAUUACUUUCCUACCGGAAACAGUAUUUGCCAACCUAAACAGCCUUCAUACUCUGUGUGUAUCAUAACUAUUUUUCCAUCACAAUUUUGAACGUCUCAAACAUUUUGAAUCAUUGUCUAGUUUCGAUACGCUUUUCUACUUUUUGAAUUUUUUCCAACUUAUUUCAUUUAUCUCCCCUUCUUCCCAUUUCAAUGUGGCCUUGUUUUUACAAAGUUGUCAAAGUUGGGAAAGGGAGGACUUUCAAGUAACUUAUAAGAGAUGAAUUACAACAUUUCGGUUUAUUGUGUAGGGUGUUGUAGUUGUUUACCACUCAAUAAAAUGUACAAAGUUAUCGACAAACUAGGUAUUUUUUAAUGCAAACCGAUUAAACGCUUUGCUAUUAUUGUGUGUCCUUUUACAAAAUUCCCUUCAUGGCAAAGCUUUAUCUUAUUUAAUUGGCUAAGACAUUAAUUUUUUUCACAGGCGUUUAUCUUCAAACAGUAUCGCUUCUCUUCCUGACGGAUUAUUUUCCGACCUAACCUUCCUAGAGAACCUGUAUGUCAAAUUUGGCAGACCUUAGCUUCCCCUGCAAAAUGUUUUGUGCAUACAAUUAGACAUUCCACCUUUACCCAAUGCGAAGUUUCGUUCAUGCGACUACUAGUUCAAAAUUUCUGAAUUGAGUGAAAUGUUGUUAUUCGUUAUCCAACAUAAUAUCAUCUGCUGCUAUUCACUCGACCUCCGUCCUUUUGCUCUCCCACACAAUGUGUUUUCUGUUCUUUAGGGCGCACAAGAUUCUUGAAGUUUAAUCAUAGUGCUCUUCAGUUUUUUGCGUAAUUCUUUGUGCUAUUAUUCGCUUAGGCUACCGGCAAUCAUGCUGAGUAUUUUUUUUUCAUUUCCUGGUAUAUCAAUAGUCUAUAAGAUUGGAAUGCUGACAUAUUCAUAUGCCUUGCUAUCAUUUUCGAAUUCUUCGUCCUAUCAUCAAAUACCGAUGGUAUAAGAAAUUAUUUUUGUCUUGCUAAGUUAAUAAAAAUCUCCUCAGGGAUUUAUCAUCAAACACUUUCACCAUUCUUCCUGAAGGACUGUUUGCUAAAUUGACCCGACUGAAGGCACUGUAAGUGAAAUUUAGUAUAUCUUAACUUAUCUCAUGAGGCACAAUUGGCUUACCCAAUUACAUGUUCCCUUCAUACCAUUCUAUGAUCAAAAUUUCGGAGCUGGAUGAAACGAUUUUUUUUAUAUUUUUCUGAUAUAAUGUAGCCUCAUCAAGUAAUGUCGAGCGAAAAAAAUGCACAGAAUAUACCACCAGAACACCUUAUGAUGUUCCUGGGUAGCAGCUUUACAACAAAUUGGAAAUGUUAACCGAAAUAUAUGGGGGCGAACAUAAAGAACCGAACUUUAAAUCUCGCAUUGAUUGAUAAGAUGUUACUUUAAAAGGGAUUUGUCUUUUUACGCCAUUGCAUCCCUACAGAAUUAAGUGUUAGCCAAACUAACGAGCCUUAAGGAUCUGGGCAUACUAUGAAAAACCUUGAUUUUACCCUAUGAAAAAUGUACUUCUCACUAGUGUUACGAAUUUAUAUAAUAACUUUGUAGUUUGAACAAUUCGAUUUUAUUUCAAUAUGUUGAAUGCUUUGUUCUCUGGUAAAUUUAUUUUCCGGCGUUCCAUUUUAUUUGAUGAUAAUAUCAAAUCUUUCCAGUAAUUUCUGUGUUCUAUCAUGCCAGUAAGAUUACCUUUUAACAAAGGAUCUCUUGUCAUCCUGACUUACCUGAUUGUUGUUGUUGUUGUUUUUUACAGGCAUUUAUCUUCAAACCUGAUCAAUUCUCUGUCAGAAGAAAUUUUUCGCGAGCCAAACUCGCUAAAAUACCUGUACGCCUUUUUAGAAAUACAUCAGCUUACCCUAUAAAAAGUUCAAUUCUUACGAAGAUACAUACCACCUUUACUCAGUACAAUGUUUUUUCACGCAACAAUUUGAUUUUUUUAUUCGGACUUAAUGAAAAGAUGGCUUAAACCGAAAAGGCAAAUGCUUCCUUGACUAAAAUAGACAUCACAAUUUCGCAGAAUGUCUCGUAGUUCAUCUCCUAGCAGGCUUCAGUGUCUUCAACUCGCAACUUCGUGACUAAAAAUUUCAACUGCCACAGGAGUUGCUAACCUCAGCGCACCCCACAUUUGUUCACAAUUACGCGAUCUCAUAGCGCGAUUUGGUCAACUAUCAUAACUAUCGUGAACCGUUUGAACGUAAACAUGAUAGGGAAUGAAAGUUUAGACUAUCAUCGAUGAUCCUCAAUUUAGCUGUGUCAAAUAUUUUUAUGAUACUUGAUUAUUUUGCCAGCGUUUCGAAUCAUUAAAUAACUCGUUUCCUAUGAAAUGGCUAAAACUUCAAACGAUUCUCUUUUCUAUCAUAACAUCCACAUAUCAUGAAGCAUCACUUGUUAUCUUAGUUCAAUGAGUUUAUUUAUCCACAGGGAUCUAUCUUCAAACACCAUCGCCUUUCUUCCAGAAGGACUCUUUACCAAGCUGACCAUGUUGCGACACCUGUGAGUGGAAAUUGAUGUACCUUAGCUUACCCCAUUUAAUGUUUUUUAAAUACGAAGUCUCCUACCAGCUAAAGCCAAGGAAAUAAUUUGUUACUGCGUCAAUCUAGUUUUGAUCCUGAGAUGAAUUUAGUGAUGAAUUUAUUUUACCGUCCGUGACGAGCCAAACUCACUGAGCUAGUGGCGUUAUUUUGCACAGGUAUUUGACUCUCACGCAAAAAACAUUUACCAAUUGAAAAAUCCUUUAGUCUCAGUGCCUUUUAUGGAAAAUAUGAACUUGACUUCAUGAAGCAUUUUGUUUUCUUAUGAUAAUGAUCUUAUACUGAGUGUCUGAUUUCAAAAAUAAAUCCAUAACAUUAAGAAUGAUAAAUUUGUAACAAAUAACUUUUCUGUCGUUUUCUGGGUUGUAUCAUGAAAUUCCCAAAAUCAUAAAGCAUUACUUAUCUUUCACAGAUAUUUGUCUUCAAACGCUAUCACCUUUAUUCCUGAGGGAAUCUUUUCCAAGCUGACCGAGCUGUUUUUACUGUUCGUAAAAUUUGAUACAGCUUAGCUCUCCUGUCCGUUGAUUGAUCACAUACCAACACUGCCCAGAGAAAUGUCCCCCUCAUAUCGCCAAUUGCGUAACUAGGUGUAAUGAUGGUAUUUAUUUUCCCUUUAUUAUGUCAUUACAUCAAUCGGAGCACGACACUAUAAUCCACUGCAAUGCUCCACAUUGACAGGUUUAGAAAAACCAAAUAAGGGGAAACGGGAAUCAGAGUUAAUGACCCAAUACGCUUCAACAGAUUUUGACUCUCGUUACCUUAAAUCUUACUUCAAAGGCUUUCUGUCUCAAACGCUAUUUCUUAUCUACACAAAAAAUUUUGCCAACUGAACCUAUUCUCUUCCGUAUGAUACUUCCGUAACUUCAUGAUUAUAGUAGUAUAGAUCUCCUUUGAUAAAUUCCCUAUAUUAUAGAGCAGUGUACUUCUUUUGCAUAGGUAGUCGAUUUUUUUCCUCAGGGAGUUAUCUUCAAACGCCAUCACCUCCCUUCAAGAGGGAUUGUUUGAAAGACAAACCAAGCUGAAUCACCUGUAUGUGAGAUUUGUUAUAUCUUAA
Molecule: messenger RNA, 10956 nt
Organism: Pocillopora meandrina
Lineage: Eukaryota; Metazoa; Cnidaria; Anthozoa; Scleractinia; Pocilloporidae
Source: the annotation of a GenBank genome assembly